Molecule: messenger RNA, 2195 nt
Organism: Drosophila ficusphila
Lineage: Eukaryota; Metazoa; Arthropoda; Insecta; Diptera; Drosophilidae
Product: sodium/potassium-transporting ATPase subunit beta-1
Exons: 4
Coding region: 463-1395 (310 amino acids)
Biological process (GO): intracellular sodium ion homeostasis; sodium ion export across plasma membrane; potassium ion import across plasma membrane
Cellular component (GO): sodium:potassium-exchanging ATPase complex
Molecular function (GO): ATPase activator activity
Source: RefSeq, a predicted model, not a curated record
UCGGUUAGUUGGUGAUCUUUCGCUGAGAGCGCAGCAAGCAACACGCAGCACGCAUUGCCUUUCGCCUUUCAAAGGAAGCAGGGACCAAGAGUUGGCAACAACUUCUCGUAUCUCCCAGCCCAUUUUGUGUGUGCUUCGGUUCUGGCUUCUUCCGCGGCCUAACACGUUUCUAACUCGCCUUACGACCCUGAAACAAUCCGCGUAUUCGAACCGCAAAUAAUUGCAUAAUUACAAGUUUUUCAAAAUAUAUUCAGAGUGCUGCGAGUGCGAAAAAUAAAAGAGAAUUUGGUUCCGAGCCUGCUGAAUCAUCGCAUAUACACAGCACUACGUAUACAUAAAUCAGUUUUCAUAGCCUUGGUGCUGUCCACGUCAUCAACGAAAAAUAUUAACCAAAUUUUCGAAUCGAAUCGAGUCGAGAACUAAAAUCGUAACCGUACACAAGUGUGAAGGAACCGCUCCAAAAUGUCAAAGAAUAACGGAAAGGGCGGCAAAGGCGAAUUUGAAUUCCCCCAACCAGCAAAGAAGCAAACCUUCUCGCAGAUGAUCUACGAUCCCCAGGAUGGAACCUUUUUCGGUCGCACCGGAAAAAAUUGGAGUCAGCUGCUGCUGUUCUACACGAUUUUCUACAUUGUGCUGGCCGCCUUGUUCACCAUCUGCAUGCAGGGCCUGUUGGCCACCGUUAGCGACACAGAGCCCAAGUGGAAGCUGCACGAGUCGCUGAUCGGCACCAAUCCCGGCCUGGGAUUCCGACCCCUCAGCGAGCAGACCGAGCGCGGAUCGGUGAUCACCUUCGACGGCAAGAAGCCGGCCGAGAGCGACUACUGGAUCGAGCUGAUCGACGACUUCCUGCGUGAGUACAAUCACACCGAGGGUCGGCAGAUGAAGCACUGCAGCUUUGGCCAGGCACGCAAUCCCGACACCGAUGUGUGCGUGGUCAACACGGAUCUCUUUGGCGGCUGCUCGAGGGCCAACAACUACGGCUACAAGACGAACCAGCCCUGCAUAUUCCUCAAGCUGAACAAGAUCUAUGGCUGGGUGCCCCAGGUGUUCGAAGAGGCGCAGGCGGGCAUGCCGGACGACCUGAAGAAGGUGAUCAACGAGACGAAGGCGGAGGAGCGCCAGCAAAUCUGGGUGAGCUGCAACGGACACUUGAGCAAGGACAAGGAGAACUUCCAGAACAUCGGCUACUUCCCCAGCCAGGGAUUCCCCACCUACUACUACCCGUAUCUGAACCAGCCGGGCUACCUGAGUCCCCUGGUCGCCGUGCAGUUCAACUCGCCGCCGAAGGGCCAAAUGCUGGACGUGGAGUGCCGUGCCUGGGCCAAGAACAUCCGCUACAGCGGCAGUGCCCGCGACCGCAUGGGUUCCGUGACCUUCCAGAUUCUGGUGGACUAAGUCCCAACCGUUAAAAGUCGCCAACUUGUGAUCGCAGCAACAAACACUAGCCGUAAACGGGGCGAGAAUACGGCAACAUCGUCGGAGACCAACUACCAACCACCUAACUAAACAAGUGAAAGAUAUACACAUAUAGCGAUUUAUAUGAAGGGAAGAGCUGGCGAACCUAGGUUUUCAAGUGUAUUGUACAUAUUUAUGUGAAGGGGGCGAUCCGACCGUCAAUUGAAUUCUGAACAUCUGGCCUAAUCUGAAAAUAGAACAGUUUUAAAUCUUGAAAUUAAAGUUCAAAUCGUACACACGUAAUUGUUGUUAUAGCUUUUAGCUUGUCUACUGCUAUAGGUUAUUAUUAUUAAUAUUUAUCUUAUUAUUUCAUUAUGAAUUCUUGUAAUUACGAUCAUUAUUUUCUGUCAGUUGUAUUUAGUUUUUAUUUAUAAAUGUUGAAACAUGCCCGAAAAUUCUUUGUUUUCUGCACACGGCCCAGGCUUGUUCAAUUUGUACAAAGAAUUAACUAAAUAAAUUUUAACUGUUAAACGUAUGCAAAUCGUGGAUAGCGAAACACUUCUACCUAAGUUGAUCAUCAUUUUCAAACUGGAAAGUAUUCAAGAACCUCUAUGUAGUGCAAUUUUAAAGGCAUCAACCGCAGCAACAAAGAAAUUCCAGCCAUUUAUGCGACUAACAAGCGAAACUAAAUUUUUAUUUAUUUUAAACAAGUUUUCAUUCACACAAUCAAAUAAAGAAAGGCUAAGCGAGUAAUGUUCUUGUGUUGCAUCAAUUAAAUAAAGAAACUGAGAAUAUAAGAA